UGAUUGAUAAUAAAUUUCAAUCCCUUGUAUGUAAAACUGUUGAGUACUUUUAUAAUUCAAAUAGUAGGGCUAAAGUUAUGCGAAUAGGAUAUGAGUUAUUACAGCAGGCUUAUACAAGUACAGUAGAAGCAGGCAUAUCUUUUGAAAAGACUAAUCAUUUUGAUACAGUUAUAGAUAUUACAAAUAUUGUAACUCCAGUUAAUGUUAAAGCCUUUAUUCAGAUAAUAUUUCAGAUUCGUUAUAAAAAUAUUCAUAAUGAAUUCGAAAGUACUAGGCCUAAUUAUUUGCCUAUAGCAAUAAAAGGCAUCAAAACAGAUUUUGAUGCAGUUGCUACUUCUCAGAAUCUUGAUUCUGAAGAAGCUGAAAAUCUUAAGUUUGACUAA
Molecule: messenger RNA, 383 nt
Organism: Funneliformis geosporum
Lineage: Eukaryota; Fungi; Glomeromycota; Glomeromycetes; Glomerales; Glomeraceae
Source: the annotation of a GenBank genome assembly